UCCCGCCUGGUCUGGAUCCAGCAGUUACAUGACCGAGAGAUCGAAAGUGAAACCUGCUCAGGCGGCGGUGAUGGUUCAGCCCUUUAACUCAGUUAAUUGGCGGAGUUCGGUGGCCUGCAGAGGAACAGAGUCUCUGCAGAACCUCUACUCUUUUCCGUCUCUACCUCGACUUUGAGAACUCGAAGGUCCGCCUCCACCACUCACUCCAUGCGCGCUCCCGCGGCCUGGCAGGCGUCUUAUCAGGGGAGAGUAGCUCUGCGCACCAGCGGCAUUUCCUGGUUCAGAGGACUGCGCAUUCGGCCUUCGGACCUGCGAGUUUCUGAGGCUUAACUGGUUCUGGUUCUCUGGCGGAACCGUCUCCAGACCUGUUCCCGGUUGUCUCGUGGUCUUCACUGGGUAACGGACAGUCGGGGUCCGUUCGGGGCUCGGGCGGAACGCGGAAAUAGGCUCGGUGCGCCUUUCAGGCGCUCGAGCAGCAGCUGACGGAGGACACCUGGAGCUGCAGGUUUGAGAACAGAGACCCGGAUGGAACUGUAACAUCUGGACAGUAACUCAGUACACGUUCAAGCUAAACCGGUCUGAUCUCUGGAUCUGGUCUCAGGAUCUGGCUUUAGGAUUCUCAUCCUGAGGAUCAAGAAUGUCCUUCAAAAUGCAUCUGUUAACGGGCAGAACUGUGGCUGUGAUCCUGCUGGUACUCCUGCUGCUGGGGGUGCUGUACAGCUACAUCUGGCGGCACUACAGAGACGGGAUCUUCGGGCAGGAAGUGAGGCCCGCUGACGGCAGCAGCUCUCGUGUGGACUUCACCAUUGUGAAUCACUGGUUCCACCUGGUGGCUUCUGACUAUCUUGAGUACCAGCAGCCCAGCAUCGUGCAGGGUAGUCGUACCGACGUGGUGACGGUGACGCCCUGGUUGGCUCCCAUCGUCUGGGAGGGAACCUACAACCCACAGCUUCUUGACAGCAUCUACAGACCGCAGAACAUCAGCAUCGCGGCCACCGUGUUCGCUGUCGGAAAGUACACCAAGUUCCUGAGAGACUUCCUGGAGACCGCAGAGCAGCACUUCUUCGUUGGUUUCAAGGUGCACGUUUACGUGUUCACCGACCGGCCGAAGGAGGUGCACCAAGUCAAAAUGGCCGCCGGCAGACAGCUGACGGUGGUGCCGGUGCCCGGCUCCAACCGCUGGCAGGAGAUCUCUGCUCGAAGGAUGGAGCUGAUCCAGACGCUGAUAGAGGAGAAGCUCCAGAACCACAUGGACUACAUCUUCUGUCUGGACGUCGACUCCAAGUUCCACGGCCGCUGGGGGACCGAGUCACUGGGCGCGCUGGUCGCUGUGAUACAUCCAGGUUACUACAAGGACGACCGCAGCAAGUUCCCCUACGAGCGCCGGCACGAGUCCACGGCCUACGUGGCUCCUGGGAAGGGGGACUUCUACUACUGUGGGGGGGCGUUUGGAGGCCUCCUGCAGGAAGUACACCGUCUCGCCAACACCUGUCGCACCAACUUUGAGGCUGACGCCAAGAAAGGCAUCGAGGCUGCCUGGCAGGAGGAGAGUCACCUGAACAGGUACAUGUUGAUCAACAAGCCCACUAAGGUGCUGUCACCUGAGUACCUGUGGCAGGACUUCAAACCCAGAAACCCAGAGGUUCGCAUCAUCAGAUUCUCUGGAGUCAUCAAGAACUACGCCGACAUCCGGCCCAACGUCUGAGUCUGACUCUGUUCUGGACAGGACUGGAACUGGACAGCACUUCCUGCCGUCAGUGUCACGACCCGUCCCCCUUCCAGACUCAGGGCCUAAUGUUGAACCUCUACUGAGCGCGUGCAACUCUUCUGUAAUACCACAUAUUCGGUCGUCCAGCUCAGCUUUAACCCUCCCUGUUCCUCGCUCGCAUCAGCGCCUGCUUUUCCCUGCCAGCUUCUGUCCGUUUUCCUGCAGCUGAACUAUGAAACUCCGGUGGUCUGCACUCACGGCGGGCCUGAAGACCUGCCGUGUGGCGCCGACUGAAGCUCCAGCUCGGUGAACACUAACAAGAUGUGAAGCGCUUGUCUCUGGAUUUCACAUGAAUGUAUGUAAAGAUUCUUUAAGGUCAGUUUUAGGGCUUUUGCUGCUUAUUUGAAUUCUUAACUAACCUUUAGGGGUAUUAAGUAAAGACGGUCCUCCAGCACAGCGAUGAACCUGCUGGAGUCUCAUCACAGUCAGGUUUCCACUCGUGCCUCUGAACACACUGCUGGGUGCGUCAUGUUACCCGGCUGGUUCCCUCUCUAUGCUAAGCUAAGCUAACAGGAAUGGAAAGGCUUUCUUUGAGCAAUGAUGAUAUUAACAGUAGUUUUCCACUGGACAGAGAUGAAUUCAGUUUACAGUUUGGGUAAUAAACACAGCUGACUCAUGAAA
Messenger RNA from Micropterus salmoides (largemouth bass), 2389 nucleotides. RefSeq names its product globoside alpha-1,3-N-acetylgalactosaminyltransferase 1-like. Gene Ontology annotation, biological process: carbohydrate metabolic process. Bases 638 to 1705 code for a protein of 355 amino acids. Gene Ontology annotation, cellular component: vesicle; membrane; Golgi apparatus. Lineage: Eukaryota; Metazoa; Chordata; Actinopteri; Centrarchiformes; Centrarchidae. The transcript has 12 exons. Gene Ontology annotation, molecular function: hexosyltransferase activity. The record is from RefSeq and is a predicted model, not a curated record.